Molecule: messenger RNA, 381 nt
Organism: Microplitis mediator
Lineage: Eukaryota; Metazoa; Arthropoda; Insecta; Hymenoptera; Braconidae
Product: histidine-rich glycoprotein-like
Exons: 2
Coding region: 1-381 (126 amino acids)
Source: RefSeq, a predicted model, not a curated record
AUGACCAUCAUGACCAUGAUCAGGGAGUUUAUCAUGACCACGGUCAUGACCACAUUCAUGGACCAUGAUCAUGGUAAUCAUCAUAACCCUUAUGAUCGUGACCAUCAUGACCAUGAUCAGGGUGAUUAUCAUGACCACGGUCAUGACCACAAUCAUGGUGACAAUCAUUACCACAAUCAUGGUGACUAUCAUGACCACUACGACUAUGAUCAUUUUGACCAUCAUGACCAUUAUGACCAUGACCAUAAUGACCAUCACGACCUUGAUUAUGCCGACCAUAAUAACGUUCAUGAUCAUGUUCAUGGUGACCAUCAUGAACAUAGUGGCCAUAAUCUUGGUGACCAUUGUGACAAUGAUGAUGCUGCUCAUCAUGACCAUUAG